Caenorhabditis auriculariae is the source of this 4925-nucleotide messenger RNA. Lineage: Eukaryota; Metazoa; Nematoda; Chromadorea; Rhabditida; Rhabditidae. The record is from the annotation of a GenBank genome assembly.
AUGCCGAAAAUCUACGAUAUCGGUGAAUCGAUAGGCCCUCGAGUCGUUGUAUACAAAGACAAGGCCGAUUUGCAUCGAGAGAUUAAAAUUCUACUGAGUGUCGGGGAGAAUGAAGUUCAAUUGCAGGUUGGUAGAAAAAAAAUUUUUUUUUCUCGGUUUUUCUGUGUAGCUUAUCGUCACGGGUAAAACUGUAAAACGUCACAUUUUAAGGGAUUUGCGCCGUGUGUAAUUGCGGAUUCGAUAAGAAUCGGAACAAAGGACGGUUCUCUCAACAUUCGCGAUUUUCAAUUCACUUCGGCAGCGGAACUUAAAAAAGAAAGUUCAGAUGAUGAUGAGGACGUAAGUUUGAGGAUUUUUGAAGAUUUCGAGUCAGUUUCGAGGUCGAUUUUUUCUUGGAAACAAUAAAAUUAUGUAGAAUUUUGUUGCUUGAUUUGCAUACUCGGGGAAAAUAGAAUGGUAGAUAAUGGCCCCUAAAAGGGAGAGACUCAAAAAAGGCCGCAGAAAGGCAGCAAAGAGAAUCCCUUUUCGGAACCUCCUAUUUUUUCUGAAAUUUUGAAGGCUCAAGAAAUGGUGGAAAAGAGGAGAGGCAGCAAAAUGGUGCAUAAAAGGCGAUGAAAUGAAGCAAAAAGGCAAAAAAAAGGAGCCUUUUUUCACCCUUUCAGACUUUGCCUAUGUAUAUAUUUUUCUCAAUUCAAUUCUUAUGAAAUUUGUUCAGAAAGAAGAAAAAACCACGUCAGCUGAUAAUUUGAAAAAAAUAAAUUGAACAUCCUCCAACACAAGGAAUCCAUCAUCAAGAAACAACUCGAGAUACUCGGGAAAUUCUCGGAAAACGUUAGUUUCAUUGUAUCAGUUGGAAAAGCCGUGGUCGCAUAGAGAAUGGUUCAGUAAAGAUUGUAACGGAUUACAAAAGAAAAAGUUCGUUAAUUUACCAGUUUUCUUGAACUCAAAUACAAAUUGGGAUACAUUUUCAGUCGAUUUUUUGUAGUUAGUGUUUCCCAACUUGAAAAACGAGGGAGGCGGGGCAAGGGGCGGGACGCGUAGCGUGUGCGUACGCGGUUCUUGUCACAAUUUGCGCUACCGACCGAUUGGAGAGCUCGUUUAUCGCUCUUUUAAUUUCUUUUUAAAAAUUAUUUAUUGAUUUUUCAUGUGUGUAUUAGAAAAUAUAGAAAAAUUGCGGCGACCGAGCUCUCAAAAUAGUCGCUGGCGCUUGAAUUGAACUCGCCAAGAACCGCGUACGCACACGCUACGCGUCCCGCCUUCAUCGCCUUUCAAGUCGGGAUUGAUUGACUAUAACAUUCGAAAAAGUCAUCUAAACCGCGACGCGUAAAGCCAUUCCCUAUGCGACCGAAAAAAAUUUGCCCGAAAUUCAGGUUGUCAUCAGUAACCGCUCUGAGGGCACAAUUGAACUCUCCAAUGCAGCAUUGCUGAAAUUUUCAAACUUUCUCGAUUAUUUUGAAACGAAAUCGUUGGAUUUGUCAGGAAGUGCUGGAAAUCAGGAUAAUUAACCUGAUAUCAACUGAAUUUUCAGAACUGAGAGAAACACAAGAAAAGAUCAGUAAAACCUUGAAGGAAUUGAGCGGAAACGGCCCUCAAAACAAUUAUGAACCGUGAGUUUUGCGUCUAACUUCUCCGCGCUCUCUCGCUUUCAAUCACUAUUUUUUUCUAUAACCUCGGUGAUAGAGAAGAGAGCGCAGAGAAGUCAGACUGAUUAUUUGGGCCUGAGUGAAAAAUAGUUUUCUAAGUAGAUAUGAAUCGUGAGUUUCGUCAUUUCAACUCGUCUGACUUCUCCGCGCUCUCUCGCUUUCAAUCACUAUUUUUUUCUAUAACCUCGGUGAGAGAGAAGAGAGCGCAGAGAGGUCAGACUCAUUCAAGUCGUUAAUAGUGGGCCUGAAUGAGAUAAAUUUCAUGGGGUAUACAACAAGGGAUAUUUUAUAAAUCUUUAGGGUUGUACUUGUUCGAAUCUAUUCUCCAGUCGAAGCUGAUGCGAUUUUAAGUAUAAACUAUCAAGUAACAAAUGUUACUUGGGAACCUUCCUACUUCAUCCAAACCGAUCUGAAUGGAGAAUCUCCAAAAAUGAAGGUUCAUUGAGCAUUUUUUGUUGAUAAUAGUGAAAAUUCACGUUCUCUCAGAUCGUCUACAACGCCUCGAUCCAUCAAGCUACCAAAGAAGAUUGGAAAAAUGCCAAAUUAGUGAGAAAAAGCCUCUUUUCACCUUCAAUUCCUAAUUUUCAAGGUACUUUCUACAGUCCGGUCACACUUCUCGAAAAAACUCCCAACUUUGGAUCUUCUCGAGGCCAAGAUUCGACUUCCAAGAAUCACAGGAAACUUGUAAUAAUCUUCAUGUUUUUGAAAGGAUAUUCAGAAAUAAUUUUUUAGAUUCGGUAGCGCCGGAUUUUCCGGUGCGGCAAAUUUCGGUGCAGCUAAUUUCGGUGCAAGUGCUCCGACAAAAGAAGUGGAGGUUUGUAAUUUGAAAAAAAAAAGAGAAAAAAUCAACAUGUUUCAGCACACGACAGUUAUUGAUAAUAUUGUGAGUGCGGAGUUUGAAAUUCCUUUGGAAACUACGAUUGAAAGCAGUUCCAGCAACCACAGAGUCAGUUUCGGAAUAUAUUCGCCGUUUAAAAAACUUGAAAUUUUGUUAUUUCGCGAAAUUUUCAAAAAAUAAGUGCAAUAUCAUCUUUUUAAACAUCCUCAUAGAAAAAUUUCUGACCAGGAAGUGGUCUCCGGUUGCAGUGGGACUUCGGAAUGAGACCAAAUUCACUAACAGUAGUUUUUUUUGCUGAUUCCAAAUCUAGUCAUAAAAACUCCCGCGGACUUCUGUGAAAAAGUUAUGGACCUUCAAAAGUCGAAAGUUUCAGUUUCCCCGGUUGAGUUCAUUUUUAGAAAGUACAGUAAAAGAUUCAAAAAAAACGGGGUCCCGGUCACAACUUUCCUGUAAGGAAUUCAAUUUUCUGAAACUUUCUGUAUAGUCCGUCCACCGUGACUUGACAGUUUUCGCGUGUCUGCGUCUCUCUGUUCUCUCACCGGCGAGGCCAGAGAAACAUGGAAAUAGCACGUAAAAAUGAGAGAGACGUUGAGAGAUAAGGAGGGCGCAGAGAACUCCCGCCCUUUCAAGUCGCGAAAAACGGACUAUAGUUGAGAUGACUGUUAUUUUUAACACUCUGAUGAAGUUUCAGUCAACAGAGAAAGUACGCAGCUUCAAAAUUUUUCAAAAAUAUUGAAUUCCUUACAAGAUAGUUGUGACCAAAAUCGCGUUUUUUCGUAACUUCUUCGGACGGUACUGUAUAUAGAUGUUGCCCCUCUAGUAGCAGAAAAACACUUUUGGAAGCCCAUAACUUUUUUCACAGACCUCCUCAACAGUUUUAGAGACCAUAUUUGAAGUCAGCGUGAAAAAAUGCUUCUAGUGAGCAUGGUCUCGAUCCGGAGAUCACUCCAUGAGGAGUCCAUCACAUUUUGGUCUUGAAUAUAAUCAAUCCAUAGGUCACAAUCGAAACGAUCGAAUUGAUCGCGAAACUUCAUCGCGACUGCGUUCCUUCAAAAGAAACAGCCGUCUUCCUACAAGCUACGGUUGUGAACGACAGUAAAUUCGUCCUUCUGGCAGGUCCUGCUCAAAUCUUCAUCAAUGAUUCGUUCAUUCAGAAGGUAAAAAUGCACUGGAAUGAGUAUGAUAUCCCCUUCCAGACGUUCUUGAAAUACACAUCUCCUGGAGGAGAGUUCGAUCUUUCUUUGGGUACCGAUCCAGCGAUCAGUGUUAACUACCUUCCCGUCCAAAAAUAUCAUGAACAGGUUUGUUGUUAUCUAACAAAGACAGUCUACAAGUUUUGAUAAGGAGCCUGAAAAAUACGAAAAAGUUCUUGUUCCAACCUUGGGGGUGCCAGAGUGUCCCUAGAGGGGCACCUUAAGGGCCAACGAUUCCCUUUCAGGAACCAGCUUACCUCCACCUAUAGGGGCGCUGAAGCUUGCAAAAGUGGCUAUUUUAGGGGCGGGGGGCACCCUAGUCGUUUAUUGUUGUGAGAUCUAUGAGAAACAUUUCAAUGCGAAAAAUUAGAAAAAGACCCCUAUAGGGACCACUUAAGGGACUUUGGGUUCAGACUCUAAGCUCCAUAUAGGGACCGCCUUGUUAGUUUUACCGCUCUACCGUGUUUCCAACAUGGGCUGCUUCUCCCCCUCACCCCUAUAGGGACCACUCUGAAGUUCCUAUGACUCGUAAUAAUUAAAUAAUUUUUUCACACAAUUCGCUUUUUCGCAUAUAAAACGCCUCGAAUCGUGGAAAAAAAGCUAAUCAAAUGUCUAUUUCUCAGAGCGGAUUCAUCAUAUCUUCUUCGAAAGACGCUUCGAAGUUCUCAGUUAUCUUGAAAAACAACAGGAAAGAGUCGGCUCUCGUCACGAUCCAUCAUCAGAUUCCUCGGAGUACCGAUGAGAGGAUCAAGGUAAUUUUAAAAGUUUUCAACCAAUGCUUUUUUUGUUUUUUUGAACUUCGGAAAGUAGUUUCAAACGAAAAUCUCUGAUCCCAAUGUCGGCUUCCAAGGGCCGUUGGACGUGCAUUUUAGGGUCUCAAAACGAAAAAAAAUCUACAAUAACCUGAACAUUAGUUUCUUCAAUAAAUUAGCAUGAUAUCCAAAAAGUCAAAAAUCCAAAAAUUUCAGGUCCAUUUGUUAGAACCUCUGUUGGACGACGCUGAGAACAUAAAGGAAAACAAGGAAAAUGCAAAAUUGAGCAAUUUGAAUGUUUUGGAAUGGACCGUCAACAUUGACAAGGAGCAGGAAAAGGUAGUUUUCCAAGUUUCCUAUUUAAAAAUAAUAAUUUGUUCAGGAAUUUGCGAUUCAGUACGUUGUGGAACAUCCGCGGGAUCAGCAAGUUGAUCUUGUCAAUGUCCAGAAACAAGGACUUUUUCUAUUAAAUGCUCCUAAAACGUCACUCAGAAAUUGA